This is a messenger RNA of Symbiodinium pilosum, 1098 nucleotides long. NCBI's taxonomy places the organism in Eukaryota, Dinophyceae, Suessiales, Symbiodiniaceae. The record is from the annotation of a GenBank genome assembly.
AUGCGACCGCCGUCGUCAACAGACGCCCAGGUAGUACAGGCCAACCAGGUGUGCACAUCGCGAGAUUCGGGGCAAGCAGGCGUGACCACCGAUCAGGGUGGUGAGCUUGACGCGCCGCCAAACGCCGCAGCGAGGACCGUUCAUGUGGCGCUCAGCGCGAACGCCAUGCUGCGGCUGCUGAGACUGGGAUUCUUGCUGGGCUUUCAGGAAGUGUGCCCGACCCGUGCCCUCACUUUGCAAUUAGCGCCGCUGCGCCUCCGCGGAGCGCUGCACACAGCCCUGCGCACAGGCCUCCGCCUGGACACCUCGCUGGCCACUCCUGAUGACCGACUGCGCGGGUGGAAACUUUUCCUGCUGGCGCCAAGAAUGUUGCUCUACUGUGCCGCAGGCGAGUCCCACGUCGCGAUGGCCGAAUUUGAUCGCCGCGCGGAGCUCUUCCGGCAUGGGAGCUGGCAAGAAUUCUUGCAUGAAGCCAGUGCUGCCGCAGGAGGGGCCGGCUCGUGCAGGAAUGCUGAAGUGCUGCAAAAUCAUUUGUGCACCUUGGCAAGAGCCGGUCCCCGGUUGCUGCUUGCUGCCGGCACGCAAGCCACCCUUGAUGAGCUGCAUGACCUUCAGCGGCGGCCCCCGACACCAUACGGAGGUGCUGGCGGGCAUCCGCCAAUGGCAGAGCGCGGGCACUACUCGUUGGUGACGUCUUCCGAAGCGUGCCUGCCUUUCCAGUAUGGCCUCAGCACGCCAGCGCGGCACCGAAGCCGACCCGCGCGCCACGAUCCUGUCGGUCGAUACGGUCGGCGCCUUGAACCACGUCUCCAGACAGGCCAUGCUGGGUGCACUUGUUGCCAACCCAGCGCUCCUGCGCCGCCCCUCCUCCCAUAUGCCCGCGAGUUCUGUGCAAAUGGUAUGAUGACGCCGGCGUGGCGCAUGAGGUCCUUCGGGCGGAAGGCGGGGAGCAGAGCGACCCACUUAUUCCCGCGCUCAGCAUUUUGCGGAGCGCGAAAUCAUACUUGGCUGCGGGACGGCGAAGCUGUCUUUGCUACAAAAAUCCUUGCUUUCCUCGAUGACAUCUACGACACCGUCGACGCCUACGCCCCUGAGCGU